AUGGUGGAAGACAUGAAAGGUAAGAUCCGGGUGUUGUGCCGUAUACGGCCUCUGACCCGGCCAGAGCUGGCCAGGGGUACCAGCACCAUCGUGUCAUGCUUGGACGAUUACUCGGUGAUUCUCGAAACUCCACGGGGCCCUCGGGAAUUUCAGUUUGACAGGAUCUUCUCCAUGGACAGCACACAAGAAGAGGUGUUUCAGGAGUCCAGCAGGCUGAUUCAGUCAGCAAUGGAUGGUUUCAAUGUGUGCAUCUUUGCUUAUGGCCAGACCGGGUCUGGGAAGACCUUUACUAUGGUGGGUGACAAAGAUCUUAAAAACCCUGGAAUCAUCCCCAGAACCUUCAGCAAGAUCUUUGAAAUCAUUCAGGAGAAUGAGAUUAAAUUUGAGUUCAAGGUGUCAGCCUCCAUGCUGGAGCUGUACAACGACCGGCUGCAGGACCUGUUUGUGAGCCCAGCCGAGGCGCUGGCUAAGCGCGUUGAAAUUAAGAAGGACAAAAAGGGGCUGGUGUUUGCCCAGGGAGCAGAGAUGAAGCAUGCGGCCAGCUCCGGCGAGCUCUUCGCCCUCUUCGAGCUGGGCUGUGCCAACCGCCACAUAGCCGCCACCAAGAUGAACGUGGAGAGCUCUCGCUCUCACCUGAUCAUCAGUAUCAUGCUGGAGAGCCGUAACCUGACCAAUGGCAGCAUGAGCUUCGGGAAGCUGAACCUCGUCGACCUGGCGGGCAGCGAGAGAGCGGCUAGGACGGGCGCCAGGGAUGAUCAGCUCAAGGAGGCUAACUCUAUCAACAAGUCUCUGAGUGCACUGGGUGACGUGAUCUCUGCCCUCGCCAUGGAUCAGACCCACGUGCCGUACCGCAACAACAAGCUGACCCAGCUCAUGCAGGACUCACUGGGUGGCAAUGCCAAAACUCUCAUGUUCCUCAACAUCUCACCUUCUGACUGUAACCUGGAUGAGACCCUAACAUCACUCAUAUAUGCCUCCCGAGUGAAGGCCAUAACAAACCACGCCCAGAGGAACACAGAGAGCAAAGAAAUCGCUCAACUCAAAGAGGUCACAGUUCAGCUAGUGAACUCUGCUUUGCCAAGUCUGUACGUCCUGCUCCAUGCCCUGCGGCACUCGGGCAUCGUUACACGGGUGAUUUUGAUCAGGAUAAAUGACCGGUACUUCCCUCCUCUAAGAACAGAGGGGCCAGAGAAGGAACAGGAGCAGAGACCGAUGGACUCUUCUGAUCUCUGCUGA
Molecule: messenger RNA, 1236 nt
Organism: Electrophorus electricus (electric eel)
Lineage: Eukaryota; Metazoa; Chordata; Actinopteri; Gymnotiformes; Gymnotidae
Source: RefSeq, a predicted model, not a curated record